AUGCAUUAUUUCCAUCAACUUCGCGAGCAAAAAAUUGACACCGAUUGUAUGUGUCCUAUUUUGGUUGUCGAUGCUGGUGAAGAGCAGAGAGAAGUUGCAGCACAAAUUAGCGGGCGUGAAUGUCGCUGCAUUAAUGGUAAUUUGGUCGUGAUCCCAUCUGUGGGACUUUGUGUUAAAGGUCGUUUACUGAUUUCUUAUGGAAACGGUGGAUAUGCGGAAUUAAAAGAUAUCAGUUUGGUACCAGCAGAAGGACAAGAAUAUUCAAAAUUCGUAAUGGAGGAUGUGCCACAGCCGAAUGUCAACGUGUCAUCACUGUCAGAGUACGUAAGACCCUUCCGUUACCGUUGUGACUCGAUUGCAUGCCGCAGAAAUAUUUUUGGUCAUAGUGGUGGAAAAUAUGAACGAGAAGAGUAUAGCCGUGUGAUGGAUGUAUAUGGGAAUGGAGCGUACACUUUCACUGACAGCCGUUUUGCAGACGAAUGGAAUAAUAAUCAAGUUGAUGAGAAUUCAGCGGUCAAUGAAAACAGUGUACCUUUUAAUCCACGCAACCAUGGCGCUAAGUUUAAUUGUGAUCACGAAGAGAUGGAUGAUAAAUACGCUGUAGUGUCGAGAUCUGAGGUGCCAUACAAACAACAUGCUUUUAAAGAAUAUGUUCCUCAUAUUUAUCCCCGUACAAUGCGAAUUCGUUUUGAUAAGAUUGAUUCAUCGUCAGUUGACACUUUUUGGGCUUUCGAACCAAAUAUUUUCACAACUGUCGAAAGAGUUCUUCAUGAAGGACGACAGCGCUACAGUGCUUGCCCUCAGUUCGAUAUGUCAUUGAUUCACGGGUUAAGCGGAGUGGGUUGCUUGGUCAGAGUGAGUGUUGACAGUGGUUGUCGCUCCUUAUGUCGUGCUGAAAUCAUCAAAUUUUCAAAUAAUACGCACAGAUUUUCCGUGUAUUUGGUCGACUAUGGUUUUUACAGAUGGGUCAAAUGUAGUGAUUUAUUUGACAUAUCGGUAAUUAACAAAAGAGAUAAAAUCCUAUACUUACCGGUAGCUUUGCUUCAUUGCCGACUUGAGAAAUGUGCAAAUGGAAUUCGUUUGCAGCAACUGGAAAAAGGUGGCGAAUACGAGAUUAUUAUCAAAUCAAAGGAUUCAGAAGGAAUUUUCAAUGUGUACAUUGAUCUAGUCGAUAAUAAUGAAAGCGCACUGGCGAACAUUCGUGAUUCAGUUGUGCCAUUUAAUCUUGACGGUAAUAGUACGUUUCUCUGA
This is a messenger RNA of Loa loa (African eye worm), 1251 nucleotides long. RefSeq lists its product as hypothetical. The transcript is spliced from 11 exons. Lineage: Eukaryota; Metazoa; Nematoda; Chromadorea; Rhabditida; Onchocercidae. The coding region runs from base 1 to 1251 and encodes 416 amino acids. The record is from RefSeq and is a predicted model, not a curated record.